GCCAGGCCACGUGGAUACUUACGUCAGCUAAUGUUUUGGUUUUCAGGUCUGUCUGCUCAGAGAGAGGUAAACAUCAACGACUGAAAGUUGUCAGAUCUCGGCGAAUUUGCGGCAAAAUCGGACCAGUUUUGCCGCUUAAAGAAUGGGUCGUAUAUUUCUGAACCACAUUGGAGGGACUCGCCUCUUCUCCUGUGCCAGCUGUGAAACACCCCUCACCAACAGAGCAGAGUUGAUAUCUACAAGGUUUACAGGUGCAACUGGACGAGCAUUCCUGUUCAACAGAGUGGUGAAUCUGAACUACAGUGAAGUGCAGGAUCGUGUCAUGCUGACUGGGCGCCACAUGGUCCGGGAUGUAUCAUGCAAAAACUGUGACGCCAAACUUGGAUGGAUCUAUGAGUUUGCAACAGAGGAGAACCAGCGCUAUAAGGAGGGGCGUGUCAUUCUUGAACGUGCUCUUGUCACGGAAAGCGAGGGAUUCGAGGAACACGUUGGCAGUGACAGCUGAGCUGAUGCUACAGUGAUGACUCUAUUAUCCGUCGUUGUGGUAACCUGUUGUCAAGGUGACUAGUCGUCAUGGUAAUCCACUGCCACUCAGGGAAGAAGCAAGCCACCGAAUGGGUACUUUGUUACCACUGUCAAUUCCAUCCAUCAGUAUUUCUAAACAAUGCCAGGAUUAGCUACCUACACCUGUAGGUCUUUCAGCAUUGAACAAAUAUCAAUCCUAUCAGAAGAAUAGUGUCAUUGGAUUGGGACAUAAGUUGGAUGUAAAGAGACUGUUUUUGUAUUGUUGAAGAAAGAGUUUAUCUAAGGCUGUAGACUGAGGAGAAGAUUAAUGACUGACACGUUUUCACAUGGUAGUUUUAUAUACAACUUUUAGAAACUGUGAUCAUUACUUUGUUUGAUGUAUGUUAAGAUUAUUCACUACAUAAUAGUAUUUCAAAUUGAAGGUCAUUUUGUGCGAAAAUGUAGCAUACGGCUAUCAGGCUUUCUUUGAUCUACUGCUUUGAAAAGUCCUAAUGGAGUACGAUCAUAAGAGACAGUCCACAAGAUAUGUGACAUUGUCUGGUCCACGUUCAGUGAAAGUGGUAUGAGUUUCCGGACAGUUCAAGUAUGAAAUCCUUCAUGUAGUUGUAUUUCAGAUGUGGCACUGAUGGCUCUCCUUAUGACAAAUUGUGUGAGAUGACAACCUGAGCAGGAACCCCGUAAAUGAAUGAUAUUUGUUUGUGACACUAUCUCAGGAUAACUCAUAUGUUCAUAGUAAGGUCCAGAUAAACAUUAAGAUAUAAGAAAACUCAGUACACAUACAUGUUAAUGUCAAAGAGAUAGAAAAUGUGCCAGCAAAACCUCUCUGUUUUAUGUCUAUACACCUGGAAAAAUACUAAGCCCUCCCCUUCCUCACCCCAUCCUAUUAAUUAUCUGAUGGGAUACAUUUGUGUUU
This is a messenger RNA of Haliotis rubra (blacklip abalone), 1438 nucleotides long. RefSeq names its product protein yippee-like 5. The record is from RefSeq and is a predicted model, not a curated record. The transcript has 3 exons. The coding region runs from base 143 to 505 and encodes 120 amino acids. Lineage: Eukaryota; Metazoa; Mollusca; Gastropoda; Lepetellida; Haliotidae.